Messenger RNA from Vitis riparia (riverbank grape), 1464 nucleotides. RefSeq lists its product as uncharacterized. The coding region runs from base 1 to 1464 and encodes 487 amino acids. Gene Ontology annotation, biological process: DNA integration. The record is from RefSeq and is a predicted model, not a curated record. Gene Ontology annotation, molecular function: nucleic acid binding. NCBI's taxonomy places the organism in Eukaryota, Viridiplantae, Streptophyta, Magnoliopsida, Vitales, Vitaceae. The transcript is spliced from 7 exons.
AUGUUUAUCGAGGUUAUCCUCUUGAGUGUAGAAGGAGCAUCCCGACUAGUUGAUGUUAUCACCGAUGCGGUGACAGAUGGGUUUCUACUGGUUGCCAUUGAAUUGAAUCCUCAUAUGGAAGAGGUGGUACGAGCUGAGGUCCUAAAGCUGCUUCAAGCAGGUAUUAUCUACCCCAUAUCAGAUAGCCCAUGGGAUGCUAAAUUUGUAUGGGAUGAAAGGUAUCUAAGGAGUUUUGAUCAACUAAAGCAAUUCUUGACAACCGCUUCAAUAGUGAGGGCUCCUAACUGGCAACUACCUUUUGAAGUGAUGUGUGAUGCCAGUGACUUUGCUAUAGGAGCUGUUCUUGGCCAAAGAGAAGAUGGAAAGCCCUAUGUGAUCUACUAUACAAAGUUCAAUCUCCAAAUCAAAGAUAAGAAAGGAGUGGAGAAUGUGGUAGCUGACCACCUUUCAAGGUUGGCUAUAGCACAAAAUUCCCAUGUUUUACAUAUUAAUGAUGACUUUCCAGAGGAAUCACUUAUGUUACUAGGAAACACUCCUUGGUAUGCUCAUAUUGCUAACUAUCUAGUUACUGGUGAAAUUCCAAGUGAGUGGAAAGCACAAGAUACGAAGCACUUCUUUGCAAAGAUUCAUGCCUAUUAUUGGGAAGAACCUUUCCUUUUCAAGUAUUGUGCAGAUCAAAUAAUAAGAAAAUGUGUCCCUGAAGAAGAGCAACAAGGAAUCCUCAAUCAUUGUCAUGAGAGUGCAUUGGGGGUAUACUAUGUUUCUAAAUGGGUAGAGGCAAUCCCCUGUAAACACAAUGAUCACAGAGUGGUUCUCAAGUUUCUCAAAGAGAACAUCUUCUCAAGAUUUGGGGUACCCAAGGCCAUAAUCAGUGAUGGGGGUACUCAUUUUUGCAACAAGCCUUUUGAAACCCUUUUAGCCAAGUAUGGGGUGAAGCAUAAGGUAGCUACACCUUAUCACCCUCAGACUUCCAUCUUGGAGCACUUGGGGUAUCAUUUUGAGCCUCAGCUUGAGCGCAGACACAUUUGCCGAGAGAUAUUCACUCUCGACAAAUGGACUAGUAUGACAGCCUAUGACGCACAGCUAGGAGCCCCAACUGGGCUAGAGCAUCUAGAGAUACCACAGCCAAAGCAUCCAGAGGAGCCACGGUUGGUUGAGAUACCUGCGGACAUGAGAGCACCUGCCCCUAUAGUACCCUCUACAGGACCUAUGCCUGACGUUGCUUCUUCUACUCCUCCUGCCACACUAGGGACUCCACCAGUUGUACCAGCUGCAUCCGAGCCUCAUCCAUCUGAGUCUAGGAUUGCCAUAUCCAUUUCAGAGUUCAGAGGCCUAUGUCAUACUUUGCAGAUAUUAACCGCUACUCAGAGCAUCCUGACCCAACAGAUGGCGGCCAUACGUGCCCAUCAAGAUCAGCUUAUCGCCACCCAGACCCAGCAUACUGCCAUCCUUAGGCAGAUAUAG